CGAGCUACCUGCAGGAAUACCGAAGAACUGAUCCGGGGACUGGCGAGAGCGAGCUAAUCCACUAGCGACAUGCGGAGACACUUUAGGAAAGCGCUUGCGAGUAACUUAAAAUAAGUAACUUUAUCAUGAAUUAUUAAUAAUACACAUAAAACGCGCCGGUUCCGUUUCACGUCGCAGUUUAGUGUGUUGCAGGAAUGCGCUGGAGUGUGUGGUCUGGUCGACUCCAACAGAUGCUCGCCUUUGAACAACAGCAGCGUUGUUUAUGAACUGGGGAAGAUUUGAAGUCAGGCUCAGCCAGUCCGGAGCGCCCGGGAGAGGGGGAGAGGAGACGAGACUAGGGGAGGGGAGGGAGGAGAGAGGCGGGGGAGAGAGGAGAGGAGAGGAGAGGGGCGCCCAGAAAACGCCCUGCUGCUGAAUCCUCUCAAAAUUAAAACUUUAUCGCGCCAUUGACGGUACGCUCGCACUGAAGGAUGGGAGGUUUGAUUCCUCUCAAUUGUUUAAAGUAACCACUUCAUAGAUUGUUUUGAGGGGGAAGUUUGGAAAACCUCAAUUGUUCCCAUUGGAUUAUUUUUUUCCGCUUUAUUCUGGACAAGCACGGGGCACUUUUUGGAGGGCGGCGAGUCGGAGGCUGUCUAGGCCCGCUGCUCGACAACUUGAAAUAAGAUCUUGUAUCUUUAAUGUGAACCAGAAAAGUUGGGCUGAUCGCUCAUCAUUGCUCAGACUGGCGCUAGGACAAGGCAAAAAUGUCGCUAGGAGCGGAGAGAAGGAUGGAAAACCGGUUGAGACAACUGGAAGCCAUGCUCAAAGAGCCGCGGUCUGCGAUCAACUUGGAAAGUUUGCUGGACUCCAUGAAUGCCAUGGUUUUAGAUUUGGAUUUUCCAGCCUUGCGUAAAAAUAAGAACAUUGAGACCUUCUUGAACAGAUAUGGGAAGGUUAUGGGCCAUAUGAGGGAGCUCCAGAUGAAGCCAGAUGAUUUUGACAGAGUGAAGGUGAUCGGUAGAGGAGCAUUUGGAGAAGUCCAGCUGGUUAGGCAUAAGGCCUCUCAGAAGGUGUAUGCAAUGAAGGUGCUCAGCAAGUUUGAAAUGAUCAAACGCUCAGAUUCUGCCUUCUUUUGGGAGGAGCGUGACAUCAUGGCGUUUGCUGACAGCCCAUGGGUCGUACAGCUGUGCUGUGCGUUCCAGGAUGACCGUUCUCUCUACAUGGUAAUGGAAUACAUGCCAGGAGGAGAUCUCGUCAAUCUCACCAGUACAUAUGAUGUUCCAGAGAAGUGGGCAAAGUUUUACACUGCUGAGGUUGUGUUGGCUCUGGAUGCCAUUCACUCUAUGGGCUUUAUUCACCGAGACAUCAAACCAGACAACAUGCUUCUGGACAGCUACGGACACCUCAAACUUGCUGACUUUGGGACCUGCAUGAAAAUGGAUGGGACUGGGAUGGUUCAUUGUGACACUGCGGUCGGAACCCCUGAUUACAUCUCGCCGGAGGUUCUCAAGUCUCAGGGAGGGGAUGGAUACUACGGACGCGAGUGUGACUGGUGGUCAGUGGGAGUAUUUAUCUACGAGAUGCUGGUUGGUGAUACACCGUUCUAUGCCGAUUCUCUGGUGGGGACCUACAGUAAGAUUAUGGACCAUAAGAACUCUCUUAACUUCCCUGAUGACGUUGAGAUCUCUCAAGAAGCCAAAAACAUCAUCUGUGCCUUCCUAACAGAUAGGGAGGUUCGACUGGGCCGAAAUGGCGUAGAAGAAAUUAAAAGACAUCCUUUCUUCAAAAAUGACCAGUGGACCUUCAGCACCAUUAGAGAGACUGCAGCACCCGUGGUUCCAGAGCUGAGCAGUGACAUAGACACCAGUAAUUUUGAUGAGAUAGAGGAAGAUAAAGGAGAAGUAGAGACCUUUCCCACACCCAAAGCCUUCGUUGGCAAUCAGCUACCUUUUGUGGGGUUCAGCUACUUUAAAGAAGACCAGUUGUUGAAUGCUGUUAACAGUUCAGCAAUGAAAAAAGAUCCAGUAUCCAAGACAGAGGACAAUUUAGCUCUCCAGAAGAAACUUCACUCUCUAGAAGAGCAGCUCAACAAUGAAAUGCAGACCAAAGAUGAGCUGGAGCAAAAAUACAGAAGCAACUGUAGCCGCCUGGAGAAGAUCACCAAAGAGCUUGAUGAAGAAAUCAAUAGCAGAAAAGGGUUGGAGACGACUCUUAGACAGUUGGAGAGAGAGAAAGCUCUCCUGCAGCACAAGAGUGUAGAGAGUCACCGCAGGGCAGAGAGUGAAGCCGACCGCAAACGCUGCUUGGAGAAUGAAGUGAACAAUCUGAGGGAUCAGCUGGAUGAAAUGAAGAAGAAAAACCAGAACUCCCACAUCUCCAAUGAGAAGAACAUCCACCUGCAGAAACAGCUGGAUGAGGCAAAUACGUUAUUGCGGGCGGAAUCCGAUGCUGCUGCGAGGCUGCGUAAAACUCAGACAGAGAGCUCAAAACAGCUGCAGCAGCUGGAGGCUCACGUGAGAGAACUGCAGGACAAAUGCUGCAUGCUGGAGAACAGCAAACUCACACUAGAGAGGGACAACAUCAGCCUACAGGCCGCGCUGGACGCAGAGAAACGAGAGCACACCCAGGGCUCUGAGACUAUCUAUGAUCUACAGGCACGCAUCUCUGGUUUGGAGGAGGAAGUGAAACAGGUGAGACAGGCCCUAUCUAAAGCUGAGACGGAGAAAAGGCAACUCCAGGAGAAGCUUACAGAUCUGGAAAAGGAGAAGAGCAAUAACCAGAUUGACAUGACCUACAAGCUGAAGAUUUUGCAGCAGGGUUUGGAGCAGGAGGAGGCGGCACACAAGGCCACAAAAGCUCGACUUGCUGAUAAGAACAAGAUCAGCGAGUCCAUCGAAGGAGCCAAAUCUGAGGCUGUAAAGGAGCUGGAACAGAAGCUGCAGGAGGAACGAUCCUCUAAACUGCGUGUAGAGAACAGGGUGUUAGAACUGGAGAAGAAGAGCUCCAUGCUUGACUGCGACUAUAAACAGUCACUGCAGAAACUAGAGGAAUUGCGACGACACAAAGAGAGACUCACAGAAGAGGUGAAGAAUCUGAGUCUGAAGAUCGAGCAAGAGAUUCAGAAACGCGCUUUGACUCAGAAUGACCUAAAGGUUCAGAACCAGCAGCUCAGCACCCUGCGAACAUCAGAGAAACAACUCAAACAGGAGAUAAACCACCUGUUGGAAAUCAAACGCAGCCUGGAAAAGCAAAAUAUGGAACUGCGCAAGGAGCGUCAGGAUUCUGAUGGACAGAUGAAGGAACUGCAGGAUCAGUUGGAGGCAGAGCAGUAUUUCUCUACGCUGUAUAAGACACAGGUGCGGGAGCUAAAGGAAGAGUGUGAGGAGAAAAAUAAACUCUAUAAAGACAUGCAGCAGAGUCUACAGGAGCUACAGGAGGAAAGGGAUUCUCUUGCGGCCCAGUUAGAGAUCACACUAACGAAAGCUGACUCAGAGCAGCUGGCGCGCUCCAUUGCGGAGGAGCAGUAUUCCGACCUGGAGAAGGAGAAGAUCAUGAAGGAGCUGGAGAUCAAAGAGAUGAUGGCCAGACACAGACAGGAGCUUGCUGAAAAAGACUCCACCAUCACCUCAUUAGAGGAAGCUAAUCGCACAUUGACGAAUGAUGUGGCAAACUUGGCCAAUGAGAAAGAAGAACUGAACAACAAGCUAAAGGAAACACAAGACUACCUGCAGAAUCUCAAGAAUGAAGAGCAGUCCAUCAUUCAAGUGAAACUAGCCCUUGAGAAACAGCUUCAGUCAGAGAGAACUCUCAAAACACAGGCGGUGAACAAGCUGGCAGAGAUCAUGAAUAGAAAGGAGGUCAGAGGUGGUGGAAGUCGCCGUGGAAAUGAUACAGACGUGAGGAGGAAGGAGAAAGAAAACAGGAAGUUGCAGCUGGAGCUGCGUUCCGAGAGGGAGAAGCUCAACAGUUCUAUCAUCAAAUACCAGAGAGAAAUCAACGACAUGCAAGCGCAACUGGCAGAUGAGUCUCAGGUGCGUAUUGAGCUGCAGAUGGCUCUGGACAGUAAAGACAGCGAUAUCGAGCAGCUGCGCAGCCUGCUGAACUCUUUUAACGUCCAGUCGCUCGACUCUGCCAGUAUGAGCAGCGGCCCAGAAAUGGACACUGAUGAAUCACUACCAGAGACAAGACUGGAGGGUUGGCUAUCUUUACCAGUGAGGAACAACACCAAACGAUUUGGGUGGGAAAGGAAGUAUGUUGUGGUGAGCAGCAAGAAGAUUCUCUUCUACAACAGUGAGCAGGACAAAGAGCAUUCCAAUCCUUACAUGGUGUUGGACAUAGAUAAACUUUUUCAUGUGCGUUCGGUAACCCAGACGGACGUCUAUCGUGCUGACGCCAAAGAGAUCCCCAGAAUAUUCCAGGUAUAUUGGUAUACCACAGGUGGAGUAUCAGGGAACUUCUCAUAUGUGGAACCAACAGCAUGUGCGGAGAAAUCUGGCUUCAUCUACCACAAGGGACAUGAGUUUAUUCCUUUAUUCUACCACUUUCCUGCCAACUGCGAGGCCUGUACCAAACCCCUGUGGAACAUGUUCAAACCUCCUCUGGCUCUGGAAUGCCAGAGAUGUCAGAUCAAAUGCCACAAGGAGCACAUGGACAAGAGAGAGGAAAGUCUCAGACACUGUACUCCAGACCAGUUCAACACUGGGUGAGAGGAGAAGACUGCCGACCUGGAAGUUGGAUGGAGGAUGUAUUGAUGUUUAUUUUAGGAUGCUUCAGAAACAUCAUUCAGGAGCUUUCAAGGUUUAAAUCGAGGUGCUUGACUAACAGAAUAACAUUUGCGAUCUUCGCUAAUGGUGGCUUACCGGAUAGAAAACUUGAACAGUGUUACGCUGGGCUAUUUCUUGUAACUUGGGAUGCAAGAUGACAGCUUGGACAUUAACAAAGCACUUUUUCUCUUUUGUAUCAAAUCAGGUUUUUAAUUGUGACUAAUAACACUGAAUUUAAAGGCUAAAUACUAAAAGUAUGCGUCAAAAGAUUUAAAACUUCUCACAAAGAGCUCUGUAUCUUCAAAUUGAUUGCACAUUUAGCACCAAAGUCAAGAUGCAUACAGAUGUGCGGCCUUUAAAGCUUCAGCAGACAUUAAGCAGUGGCCGAUCUUAUUUUUAAGGUUUAGCUCUGUUAUAGUUAUUACCUCUUAGGUGCCAAGGUGUAGCUUCACCUUAGCGAACUACCUCCAGACCUUACUGAGACGAGGUUGGUGAAGGCUUGGCUGAAUGCUUUCUCCUCCACCUGCAGGCCUCUGGAUUCGGAGCUUCAGGACUGGCACUGGGCUCUGGAUGACGUGGAUGACGUAGAUUAUGAACAUACGUUUAAUUUCUGAGGAGCAUGUGUAGGGUUGAAACAGGGUAACUGCUUACAUAGGGGCUCUGUUCCAAAACCUCCUAAUCCACCCACUUUGGCAGCAUUUAGAUUAUUUGCUGAUGUAUAAUACACACUAAGGUAAUACUUACAGUUAGUAAUGUGAUAACAUAAAUGUUAUCAAAUGCUAAAUGUUAUCCAUUUUUAUACAGUACAUUA
Molecule: messenger RNA, 5553 nt
Organism: Sinocyclocheilus grahami
Lineage: Eukaryota; Metazoa; Chordata; Actinopteri; Cypriniformes; Cyprinidae
Product: rho-associated protein kinase 2
Exons: 29
Coding region: 744-4685 (1313 amino acids)
Biological process (GO): Rho protein signal transduction; mitotic cytokinesis; smooth muscle contraction
Cellular component (GO): cytoplasm; centrosome; cytoskeleton
Molecular function (GO): Rho-dependent protein serine/threonine kinase activity; small GTPase binding; ATP binding
Source: RefSeq, a predicted model, not a curated record